AUGGCUCCGCGUAUUCCUGCCGCAAAGUCCACCGAGACUCUCUGCUACGGUGUCGCCACUGUCGGUGCCUUUCUCCCCAUCUACCUCAUGCUGCCCGGCGCUGAGCAGCGUCUCGCCAUGCAGACGACAAAGUGGGCUCCUCGCUGGGAGCGAAACAUCUCGUACUUCACCCCGGCUGCUGAGAGAGGCAUCAAGCGCGUUGAACCCCCUGUCUCCCGCAUCGUCAAGCGCAUCGAUGACAGGCUACCCCUCGAGAAGAUGGCCAAGGGCAUUGACAAGCGCAUCAAGAACGGAAUCGAGCGCUUUAACAACACCAAGUAG
Colletotrichum chrysophilum is the source of this 321-nucleotide messenger RNA. RefSeq lists its product as uncharacterized. The transcript has a single exon. The record is from RefSeq and is a predicted model, not a curated record. Lineage: Eukaryota; Fungi; Ascomycota; Sordariomycetes; Glomerellales; Glomerellaceae. Bases 1 to 321 code for a protein of 106 amino acids.